Messenger RNA from Hyla sarda, 1991 nucleotides. It is a transcript of the gene TMEM108, whose product is annotated as transmembrane protein 108. NCBI's taxonomy places the organism in Eukaryota, Metazoa, Chordata, Amphibia, Anura, Hylidae. Gene Ontology annotation, biological process: postsynaptic density organization; dendrite extension; retrograde axonal transport. The transcript is spliced from 6 exons. The record is from RefSeq and is a predicted model, not a curated record. Gene Ontology annotation, cellular component: postsynaptic density; axon; endosome membrane. Bases 308 to 1639 code for a protein of 443 amino acids.
CUAUUGGUCUCGCUCAGUAGCAGACUCUACUGGGGGAGGUUCAGCCUGUGCUGUGGUGGAUACAGAGCUGAGACUCUAUAUAGAAGGACAGCAGCUCACAUACUGGAGUGGCUUCUUGACUAUUUGGAGAGCUCGCAUUUCAUGAGAAAGCCCUCAUCCUUGAAAUGGAGGAAGUAAAACCCACCAGUAGCAGAUGAGAUAAAAUCAAUGGAUUAUGCAAAUGAAGCCAAGCUGGGCACCUUCUAUACAUCUCAUUCAAAGACAGUAUGACGAGUAAACUAGAGGACACGAAGGAGCAGAUGAUACCAUGAAGAGAAGGUCACAGGCCCUCUGUUGCCAUCUGUUUAGUAUUCUACUCGUUUUGGCACAGGCAGAAAGAAAAGUACUUGCAGUUAAGGAACAGUCUCCAACUUCCCCAUCUUUUGACUUACUGACGGAAACAAAUCCAAAUGCAGCGAUGGUAAUGCCAAGUGUCAACUCUGGACUUGUCAGGAAGUCUGCCAGGCCUGGAACAAGGCUGUCUGUAAAACUUGCAGACUUAGUGCCUACUCCUCACAGUAAAGGUGUUGAUUACAGCGACAGGCUUAUGGCAACACCAUUUGUCAAUAUUCAGGGUGUUACAAAUUCAGGAAAUGCACACAAAAAAAGGAAAACAAUUAAAAUUGUGACAGAUGAAUUGACUGGGUCUACUGAAAAUUACCUCAGACCAGAGCUUCAUUCAAGCUCUCCAAUGAGGACUACAACCACCACUGACCAUACUAGCACUAUUCUUACUUUCCCUAAAGACACUAUUCAUCCUGUUGGCACUUUGCAAAGCCUUUCCCAAGAGGAACCAAUCGAGGGUUCACCAACCCUUUACAGUGUUAUGUCAAAGAACACUGAAUCAGUGUCAGUGCCUUUUAAGCCCCAUCAUUAUAAACUAUGGGAUGUGUUAAACAGAAAUGGCUCUUUGUUCUCUGUAAGACAAGUGAACGGAACUUCCCUCACUACUAUAAGAAUGACUACAUCUUCCACAUUUCCACAGACCUCCUCACUUUCCAAGACCACUACACUGGUACAAGGACCCACAAGGAGUACUGAUCUGAAACAGCAUACUGUACCAGACAGUGCUACCACGGUACAAUUGAUUCUGUCUAUGGAUGCAACUACAAGGAGUUCCAUCACCAUGUCUACAGCUGGGUCCACAGCAACUGGAAAUUUUCUAAAUAGGCUGGUGCCUGCAGGAACCUGGAGACCUGGUGUCCCUGGCAAUAUUUCUCAUGUAACAGAGGAUGGCAGUCAGCCCCAACACAGAGAGACCAUUUGUCUUAGCAAAGUGGAUAUUGCUUGGAUAUUCCUAGCUAUCAGCGUACCAAUAUCAUCAUGUUCCGUCUUAUUGACUGUGUGCUGCAUGAGACGUAAGAAGAAGGCUUCUAAUCCUGAGAAUAAUUUAAGUUACUGGAAUAAUGCAAUCACAAUGGACUAUUUCAACAAGCAUGCUGUGGAGUUACCGCGAGAGAUCCAGUCUCUGGAGACAUCUGAGGAUCAUCUCUCACAGCCACGCUCUCCAGCCAAUGGUGAUUACCGAAACAGCGGAAUGGUUCUUGUCAACCCAUUUUGUCAGGAAACUCUUUUUUCAGGACAAGUUUCUGAAAUAUGAUUAUGUCUGGACAAAGAUGUGCUCAAUACUGUGUUAACCAUCCAGAACAUAAACAGCCUUGAAUACAAAGGACGACUUGUAACCAAACAUUAGGACAGUGAAAACUCUUUCUUCAUCUACUGUAGAAACAGGUGGUUUAAAACUUAGUUGGAUUUAGUUGAACUUACAGCCAUCCCUCCAAAGUCCCCCUAAAGGCAGAUCAUACACCUAUAUAAUAUAAAUAUGCUUUGUGUACCCCCUUUUCCUCCAAUAACUACGUUUUCAUCUUGUUUUCCUAAGAAAUGUCAUCUUUUUACAAUUGUGGUAAGACUUUACAGAAUAAUCUGUGGCUUUAUAAAUAAAGUUAUUUAUA